Messenger RNA from Psilocybe cubensis, 3885 nucleotides. Its product is annotated as putative RNA-binding protein. NCBI's taxonomy places the organism in Eukaryota, Fungi, Basidiomycota, Agaricomycetes, Agaricales, Agrocybaceae. Gene Ontology annotation, cellular component: nucleus; cytoplasm; post-mRNA release spliceosomal complex. Gene Ontology annotation, molecular function: mRNA binding. Bases 1 to 3885 code for a protein of 1294 amino acids. Gene Ontology annotation, biological process: regulation of mRNA stability involved in response to oxidative stress. The transcript has 4 exons. The record is from RefSeq and is a predicted model, not a curated record.
AUGCAUCGGUUUCCCACUGACUUCCACUCUCAGUCCCAUUCCCCGCUCUCCCCGUCCCCCGCCCUUCCUCUCCAGCCACCCACUGACGAUGCCAUCGAGGCAGUCAUCCUCCAGGCAACAUCCGCCAGGCCAGGCGCAGAUCCCCGUCCUUUGAGGGACACCAGGACUCAGCUCUUUGUCGGGAACCUUCCCUAUAGGGUCCGAUGGCAGGAUCUCAAGGACCUCUUCCGCAAGGCAGGCACCGUCCUACGCGCCGACGUCUCCUUAGGGCCAGACAACAGAUCGCGUGGCUACGGAACUGUCCUGCUCGCCACAGCCGAGGACGCGGGGCGCGCCGUUGACAUGUUCAAUGGCUACUCAUGGCAGUCCCGCAUCCUCGAAGUCCGCCUCGACAGAUUGCUACCAGAGUACGACUCCUCCAACCCCUCCGUCGCCCCAGGAAGCUCACCCGUCAGCACCAGCGGCUCAAGCUAUCUCAUGCCCUCUACCACCGCCUCCACAUCCCAUCAGGGCUCCUCCGCAUCCUCCUUUGCCCCCGACGACAUCGAUUACACGUCAAAGUACCAAAAUCCCGAUCCGGGCUCGUGUCGCAACCUCUUUGUCGGAAAUCUUCCUUUUCAUUGUCAAUGGCAAGAUCUUAAAGAUUUGUUUCGUCAAGCAGGGACCAUCUUACGUGCAGACGUAGCAUUGGCACCCGACGGGCGGUCUCGUGGAUUCGGCACUGUGGUAUUCGCCACAGACUACGACGCUGAAAAAGCAGUCAGAAUGUUCAACGGAUACGAAUAUAAUAACCGGAUACUUAAAGUGAACUACGACAAGUUUUCGCAGGCGAUGCAGCCUGCUGCGAGCACAUCUGAGCCUGUGAUGACAGCUAAUCAGGCGUAUGCGCAUCAGAUGCAGAUCAAGCUCCCGCCGGGGUUCAUGCUUGACUAUGGCCCUCCGUCCGGGCCUACUUCGCCGUAUGAGAUGUUUUCCCAGUUGCAGCAGCAACACCAACAACAACAGCGUCAGCAGCAGCAGCAGCAGCAGCAGCAGCAACAACAACAGCAACAUCGCCAACCGCAUAUGCUGCACCAGCCACAGGCGCAACAUUAUUUACAGCAUCCUUUACAACAGCAGCAGCGAGGUAUACAGCCUCCAACAUCCUCAUCAUCAUCAGCGGCGUCGGCGCAUAACGCGUAUACCAUCCCGCCCCCUCCCUCAUCCUCAUCCUCGUCGGACAUUGACAGUCUAACGAGCACACUAGCCUCUUCGCACCUCUCAAAAUUAGUCAAGCCCAGCCAGCGCGCCGCGUCGUCGUCGUCGUCCUCGCACGCGCAUGUGCACGCGCAUAAGCCGUCGCCGAUAAGCACGGCGGCGUCGUCGAGCCAGGCGAGCUCGUCGUCGGAUCAUUCGAUGUCGUCGACUUCUGCGUCGUCUGUGUCGCAGUCGCCGAAUCCCAUUUCUGGGCAGGGUGGUAGGACGCUUGCGCUUGCGCAUACGCAGAGUCAGCAGCAACAGCAGCAUCAGCAGCAGACGUUACAGCGUCAACUGCAACAGCAGUAUCAGCAGCAUCAGCAACAACAACAUCAACAGCAGCAGCAGCAGCAGCGGCACCCGCAUCAUCCGGGCCCGAUCACGCUCCCGCCGUUACGCCCGCCCAUCUUCCCGCUCUCGCCGCAUACACCACAAGCUCAAGCUCAAGCGCACGCUGGGAUGUCGAUGUCGAUGGGUAUGGGAAUGGGAAUGGGGAUGGGAAUGGGAGUAUCAACGUCGCCACUACAUCAUCCGGCAAUGGGAUCGCCGUAUCAGAUGUACGCGACGCCUGGACAUGCCGUGUAUCAUCAGCAGCAGCACCAGAUGCAUCAGCAGCGCGCGGCUGCUGCUGUGCUACAGCAACAGCAACAGCAGCAACAACAACAGCAGCAGCAGAUUCAGGUUUUACCGUUGACGCCGCAUGGGCUCCCGCCGAUUACGCCUUCGAUGCCGCCGUUUACGUUUUUGCCGCCCCCGCCUCCUCAACAACAACAACAGCAGCAGCAGGGGGUGUCGGCGUUUUCGCCGGUGUCUGUGCAUGCGCUGUCGCGGGUGGGAGGACGGUUGGUGGCGGGGGCGGGUGGGUCGGCGUCGACGGCGAGCGGCAGUUCAGCUGCUGCUGCUGCCGCUGUCAAUACUGCUUCGUCGUUGUCGUCCGCCGGCAAUGCUGGUUCUAACUCUGGUUCUGCUUCUGGUGCUAGUACAGCUGCUACUGCCGCUGCGUCUUCUGCGUCUUCAUCAUCUUCGACUUCGUCCUCUUCUGCCGACGCCACAGCCGCUACAGCCGCUUCAUCAUCUUCUUCGUCGUCGUCUUCGUCUUCUGCUCGUGGUGAUGGUGGUCGGAGUCGGGGUAGGGGUCGGGGUGAGAGCAAUGCGAGCCUUGCGAGUAGUAGUAGUGGUAGCAGACAGCAGCAGCAGCAGCAAUAUCAACAGCAACAGCAACAGCAAUAUCAGCAGCAGCAGAAUGUGCAAUACCCGUUUUAUAGUACGACGCCGAAUUUGCAUUUUGCGAUUCCGUUGCCUUCGCCUGGGUUAUAUGUGAGCGCUGUGUCUGCUGCACACGCGGGUGCGUCGACAUCAGCUUCGGGAGUAGGAGGAGCAGGACCAGGAGGAGCUAGUGCAGGAACAGGAACGGGAACAGCGCCGCUCCCAUCACCACCGACACACCUCCGGCUGAACCUCGCGGGUAUACCAGGUGCGUUCUCGCCUGGGGUUGUGAUGUCCCCUGGGACGUUCUAUGGGCGGCCUGGGGAGGUGGUGCCGAAUCCGAAUCCGUAUAUUAAUGCGGCUGUUGGUGCGCCUGUGCAUGUACAUCCGCAUCCCCACGCACAUUCGCCUGGCCAGCAUCCACACCAACAACAACCGAACGCAGCUGUCGUAGGCGGUUCACCGGGCGGAGGGGUGAUAUACCCGCAUCCUGUAUACGGCCUCGCGCAGUCGCAUGGCGCGUACUUUUAUGCGAUGUCGAGUCCGCAUAAGGGGGGUAGAGGUGUUACGGGCAUGGAGCCCAAGGGCUAUUUUGAUCCGAUGUAUUUUCCGGCGGGUGUUGGGGGUGGGGGUGGGGGUGGGUAUGGGUUUGGAGGUGGAGGUGGGGGAGGGGGACAAGGAGGGGGGAGUGGGUUGGUUAAUGAGGUUAUGAGGGAGGGAAGCAGGUAUGAGUCGCAGCAGCAGCAGCAGCGGGAGGGGGAGGGGAGUGGGAAGAAGGAGGAAGAGGAUAGUGAGAGUGGGAGUGGGAGGGCAAGUGAGAGGGACAAAGGGAAGGGCAGGGAGAGUGCGAGUGACGAAGAGGCGGGGAGUGGCAGGGACGGAGGCGGAGAGGAAGCGCAUAAAGCGGGCAGUGGAGAUGAUGAAGGGACCGCUGGGUCGGAUGAGACGGUCGAUUUGAAUGCGGAGCAGGGCGCGACGAUAUCGCGUACGCAUUCUGUUGGGUAUAAGCGGAAAGUGGCCAAGGGCGCCUCUGGGGCGGCGGCGGGAGGGAGUACGGGAGGAGGGGCGGGAGGGGCGGAGGGACCUGGGAUUAUGUCGAGAGGGAACUCGGACCCUGUGCGUGGUACGCAGGCGAGUGGGAGUAUGAGCGCUCUUGGGGACGCUCCUGUCUCUAGCGUUGUUGCUGCUGCGCCACCGCCGAUGACACUGCGGUUGCCAGAACGUGUGCCGUGGAGUCGAAAACAGCAGCAGCAGGAGGCGGGUGUUGUUGUUACGCCUACGGCUAGGACGGUGUCUGCGGGUGCGACUGGGUAUGUUUCUGCGGGUGCUGGGAAGAGUGUGGGUGCUAGCGAGCGUGAGGGCGAGGGCGAGGGCGAGGGCGAGCGGGUUUCGACGUCGACGUCGCUUCCUUCGUUGUCAUCUGCAUCGUCGGCUGCGCAAUAA